Messenger RNA from Penicillium hordei, 1101 nucleotides. RefSeq lists its product as uncharacterized. NCBI's taxonomy places the organism in Eukaryota, Fungi, Ascomycota, Eurotiomycetes, Eurotiales, Aspergillaceae. The record is from RefSeq and is a predicted model, not a curated record. The transcript has 2 exons. The coding region runs from base 1 to 1101 and encodes 366 amino acids.
AUGGCGAAGGAAACAAACAUAAGGACACUACAUGACCACCUCACUGGCGGAGAGAAUGAUAAUAAACAACAUGUAUCAUUCCAUCCGCGCCAUAUUACCCUCGAAACCUUCCAUAGCCUACUAUCCCACUACCCUUCAACAGUAGAGCGAGUGCACCGCGGCAAGCUAAUGCUGAAGCUCCAGUCAAAGGCAGGGAAGGCACCAAAGCGCAAGGCGGAGGCGAAGGUCAGCGCAGCGCCGACCACGCAGGCAGAGCUCGAUCCGUCUGAGGAGAAGCACAUUCUCGAGGAAACGGAUAAGUUCCUCCAACUUGACCGGUGGCGAUAUGAAGUUCUGCCGAAGAUUAUCGCGGAGCGGGCCAAUGAGGGUGGGCAGAAAGGAAGUGUACCGGAGGGGGGCCAUUUGCUUAAGGAGGAGUUAGUUGACAUCAUGGAAUGGAAGACGAAACAUGGAGUCUCCCGUCCCAUGCUUAUGGGAAUGGUGAAAAGCAACCAAGACGCGACGAUCACCAAGUCUACAUCUACAGCGUUUUCCGCCCUCCCAGAUGCGGACCCGGUGGUUGCGCCGAGUGACGCAUUUCCUAAAGCCAGUCUUGAUGCCCUUACCGGGCCUAUUCGUGGUGUCGGCCCGGCUACUGCAUCUUUGAUUUUGUCUAUUGCUACGGUCUUUGGUGAUGCUAAGAAACAAGUCCCCUUUUAUAGCGACGAUGUGUAUCUUUGGCUGUGUCUGAUGGAUUUUCCAGAGGGUCAGAAUAUGAAAGAGCAGAAGCCUUCUAAACAUAAGAAGCCUAAUGGGGAUUUGAUUGUCAAGUACAAUAUGAACGAGUAUCGGGAGCUAUGGAAUGCUUCACAGGAGCUGCGGGUACGGCUGAACAAUGGCGCUGGAGACGCACCUGUCUCUUUUAUCGAUAUAGAGAGGGCUGCUUAUGUGCUCCGCAAUAUCUCUGUCUCGGGUUACUAUGCUAGUCAAGAACCCGAGGCGGGUUUAAAUAUUGUGAAAGAGUUGGAGUUGGAAAAUAGCCAGCUACCAAAGGAAGCGAAGAAGGACCCUGGCGAGCUUGGCGUGAGGCGUAGUAAGAGAGUAAAGCAAGAAGCUAUAUGA